This is a messenger RNA of Penicillium cataractarum, 1032 nucleotides long. RefSeq lists its product as uncharacterized. The record is from RefSeq and is a predicted model, not a curated record. Lineage: Eukaryota; Fungi; Ascomycota; Eurotiomycetes; Eurotiales; Aspergillaceae. The transcript is spliced from 3 exons. Gene Ontology annotation, biological process: regulation of DNA-templated transcription. The coding region runs from base 1 to 1032 and encodes 343 amino acids.
AUGUCUGGGGUUGAAAUCAUAGGAGUCGUCGCCAGCAUCGUCCAGAUAGCCGAGUUGGGUGGCCGUCUGUCCGUCAAGUUGUGCACGUUCUGUCAUAAAUUCAAGAAUGCCAACAAAGCACUCCGGUACUUGUCCAAAGAUGUCGCACUCACCUGCAAUGUGCUGCGCCAGCUGGGCGAGAGCUUGGGGCAGGAUGACUUGGCUUGCUUGUAUUCCCCCGACGCCUUUGAAACGGCCCAGGAUGUGCUGAGAGAAUGCGAGCAGGUCUUUCAGGAUCUUGAGAGUGCGAUCGAGCAACACUAUCCGGAUCCCCUCUCGCAAUCUCGCGUUGAAAAAGUGACUCGCAAGUUCAAGUUUAUGAUGAACGAGUCCCAUCUCGACACCGUGGCAGGGAACUUGGAGAGAUUAAAGUCGACCAUGCUACUGAUGCUGAAUGUGGUUAUAUACGCUGGACAGAUACGAAGUCGACGAGAGACACAUGAGCUCCAAGAACAGCGCAAUCUUCUCCUUGUUCUGACCAGUGAAAAGAUAGAGAGUGAGAGGGAUUACGAGAGGCUUACGAGAACUCUCCAAUAUACCAGCAUUACCGAGAAAGUUCCACACACAGAGAACUUGGCUGGUGGUGCCCAGCCAGAUGAGAUCAAAGACGAGCUCUACCACUACUGCCAAAUGGUCAAAUCCGUUCUGCACGAUAUCAACACUGUGCAACAGCUUCUAGACCGCGAUCGGUAUUCUAGAGUCAGAAGUGGCUUCAUCAAUGUGCACAGAGCAGAAGCUUUGGCGCUUCAGCGUAUUCAUGGCCAGAGGGCUAUCAGCCUCUUUCGUACACACUUGAGUGAAAGCUAUACGGGAACGAGCGAUGCUGAUAUCCAGGGAAUUCCAUCUUUCUCAGCCGGUCCAACAAACUCCGGGCCAAACCGACCCGCUGAAUUCCCAGCAGACACUACCGCAACCGUUGGAUCCGCUCCAAGCACGAGCAAUGCAUUUGCAACAACAGCAAAUGCAGAGGCGGAUGCUGAAUAUGCAGAAUAG